UGCCUUAACAAAUGCGCCACAAAUGAUUAGCUACUUUUCCGAUAGGUGGUGCGAGCAGUCAACGAUUUUCAAUUCAAAACUACGAAAUGAUUGGUAGAUUUAUGCACAAUACGCUCAUUUCAUGGCCCUCUAUUAGACGCCCCUACUCGUGUGCCGACAAAAAGGUAACUCUUAUACCCGGCGAUGGAAUUGGUCCUGAAAUUUCUGCAGCCGUCCAAAAGAUCUUCACAGCUGCCGAGGUGCCCAUCGAAUGGGAUGUUGUCGACGUGACGCCUGUGCGAAGACCCGAUGGAAAGUUCGGUAUACCCCAGGCUGCCAUCGAUUCGGUCAACACCAACAAGAUUGGCCUAAAGGGUCCACUAAUGACGCCAGUGGGAAAGGGACAUCAAUCGCUGAACCUGGCUCUGCGCAAAGAGUUAAAUUUGUAUGCCAAUGUACGUCCCUGCCGCAGCCUGGCUGGAUACAAGACACUCUACGACGAUGUCGAUGUGGUCACCAUUCGCGAGAACACCGAGGGCGAAUACUCUGGCAUCGAGCACGUGGUCGUGGAUGGCGUUGUCCAAAGCAUUAAGCUGAUCACCGAAAAGGCCUCCACCCGCAUUGCAAAGUACGCUUUCAAAUAUGCCCAAAACAACAAUCGCAAGAAGGUGACCGUGGUGCAUAAGGCGAACAUUAUGCGAAUGUCGGACGGUUUGUUCCUUCGUUGCGUGCGUGACGUUGCACAGGACUACCCAAAGAUUCAGUUUGAUGAGCGCUACCUGGACACGGUGUGCCUCAGCAUGGCAAACAGUCCGGAAAAAUUCGAUGUGCUGGUCAUGCCCAAUUUGUACGGUGAUAUUCUGUCUGACUUGUGCGCCGGUCUGGUCGGUGGUCUUGGUCUGACGCCGUCGGCCAAUAUGGGUCAAAAUGGUGCCUUGUUCGAGUCAGUGCACGGCACCGCGCCCGAUAUUGCUGGCAAGGAUCUGGCUAAUCCCACGGCCUUGCUGCUGUCAGCGGUCAUGAUGUUGCGCCACUUAAACCUCCUCUCGCACGCCGAUAAUAUUGAGCGCGCCGCCCUCGAUACCAUCAAGGAGGGCCAGCACCUAACUGGUGAUUUGGGCGGACAAGCGAAAUGCUCCGAGUUCACAGACGCGAUUUGCGCUAAGAUUUUAGCUGGAUCCGUGCCCGUUGCCCAGACAACUUUUUCUUAACUUUUUGUAUCAAAAUUGCGAGUUGUAAUCUUUAGUUAACUCUCUUCAAAUUCAAAUUGGUCAAAGUGUAAAUUGUUUCAUAAGAUGUGAAGCCGAUCUUGCACCUAUAUUUGACGCACGUUCAGAAGGAAACUUCAUAAUAAAUGCAGCUUCCCAUAUGGCGUGGAUCGCCAAUCAGUCUGUAAGGGCAAUCAGACUUAACAAAUGUAUAUUAAUCAUAAAAUUGUAAUCGUUGAAGUAAAAUUGGUAUUCUUUAGG
Molecule: messenger RNA, 1448 nt
Organism: Drosophila novamexicana
Lineage: Eukaryota; Metazoa; Arthropoda; Insecta; Diptera; Drosophilidae
Product: probable isocitrate dehydrogenase [NAD] subunit alpha, mitochondrial
Exons: 1
Coding region: 87-1190 (367 amino acids)
Biological process (GO): tricarboxylic acid cycle; isocitrate metabolic process
Cellular component (GO): mitochondrion
Molecular function (GO): magnesium ion binding; NAD binding; isocitrate dehydrogenase (NAD+) activity
Source: RefSeq, a predicted model, not a curated record